Lycium barbarum (goji berry) is the source of this 1092-nucleotide messenger RNA. RefSeq lists its product as uncharacterized. The record is from RefSeq and is a predicted model, not a curated record. Lineage: Eukaryota; Viridiplantae; Streptophyta; Magnoliopsida; Solanales; Solanaceae. The transcript has 4 exons. The coding region runs from base 1 to 1092 and encodes 363 amino acids.
AUGGGUUGUGGGAAAAGAUCUGCUGCAGAUAGAAUUGGCAGUUUGCCUUGUGAAGUUCUCGAGAAGAUUUUGGGAUGUUUGCCUUUGGAUGAUGCUAAAAAUGUCCAAGAAUUCUCACUUGGAUUUCCUGACAAGACGGACUUUUGUCUCCCUCCUCACCUAUUCAAAUUUCAGGAUCUAAGUCACCUGAAGCUUUAUACAUGUACAUUCGACCCUCCUCGCAAAUUUAGAGCUUUUAGUAGGCUUGUUACCCUUGACACCUUUGACCCUGCAUCAUUUCAGACCUUCCUUUCAAGUAGCCCAUUACUUGAACGUGUAACGUUGAUUAUGUGCACUCCAUUUGAUUGCUUCACUGUUGAUGCCCCUAGUCUCAAAUCCUUUGAAUUUUGGGGAGCAGCAAAAUCUUAUUGCUUCAAAAAUACCCCUCUGCUUGAGGAAAUUAUAAGGGGACAGACUUCUCUUUAUUGCUUCAUUUCAGAGUUUCUCAAGUGUGAUGCCUCUAAGAAUGUUGUGGAGCGUUUUAUACAUCAGUUGCGAUCCCAAGGAAUGCCAAAUAGUGCACUGAAGCAACUCAAAAGGGUGGAUAUAAAACUCUCGCUGUUUUCUGAACUUGAAAUGGAAUUUGUGAAGUAUGUAUUGUCAUCUGCAACUGUACUCGAGAUUAUAAGCAUUGUGACUUGUGCAGAAUUUAGUCAGAGGGGAAUGAAAAUGAUGCAGGAGAUAAAGCAAUUCCCUCCAUCGUCAUUCAAUUCCUUUGCAGUACUAGAGCCUCAUGUAACACUGCGUAACAUCAAUCUUUUAAACUUCAACUUAGAGUGGACUGCAUAUGCGCUUUACUUGAUCAGCAACUGCCCAAAUUUAGAAAGGCUCCAACUAACAGUAGGGUUUUCAUCUUCUGAUCUUAAACAGGCUGAAUUACUGCUGCUUUUUCUUCAGACAAUUAAUCUUAACUUCUCGUUUUUUACUUUCCCAAAGUGUUAUGCCUCACAGGAUCCUUCGGAACGUGUUAUAUAUUUCAUGCACUCCCAAGGAAUGCUACAUAGUGCACUGAAGCAGCAAAAGGGUGGAUAUAAAACUAAUGCUGUUUUCUGA